Messenger RNA from Orbicella faveolata, 483 nucleotides. Its product is annotated as exostosin-like 3. Gene Ontology annotation, cellular component: membrane. The record is from RefSeq and is a predicted model, not a curated record. Gene Ontology annotation, molecular function: glycosyltransferase activity. Lineage: Eukaryota; Metazoa; Cnidaria; Anthozoa; Scleractinia; Merulinidae.
AAUAAACUAAGGAGAAUAUUAAUUUUAAUGUUGGAUGCCUGACAGUACUAUGGAUAUCUGUACACGCAUUGGAUGCCACAAGUCAUAAGAGAUAAAGUAGACGAGUACACGAACUGUGAAGACCUUGCAAUGAAUUUCUUGGUUUCCCAUAUCACAAGAAAACCCCCGAUUAAGGUGACCUCCCUCUGGCAGUUCCCUUGCCAAGACUGUUCUGGCUCACUGUGGUAUGACAAAAAGCACUUCUCUGAGCGACACAAAUGUUUGAAUUUCUUUGUGGAGGUGUAUGGCUAUAUGCCGCUGUUGAGGACGCAGUUCAGAGCAGUUUCUUUACUGUUUAAAACAGAAGUGCCAAGACCGAAAUCACAGUGUUACAAGAAUGUUUAAUGAGUAUCAAUAUUAAAUUUCUUUUUUGGAGGAUUAUUGCAAACUAAUUUCUGACACAAACUUGUUUCAUAAAUAAACGACCGGUUGUUAUGGACUAAA